This is a messenger RNA of Hyaena hyaena (striped hyena), 2102 nucleotides long. It is a transcript of the gene TACR2, whose product is annotated as tachykinin receptor 2. The transcript has 5 exons. Gene Ontology annotation, cellular component: sperm midpiece; plasma membrane. Gene Ontology annotation, molecular function: substance K receptor activity. Bases 1 to 1155 code for a protein of 384 amino acids. NCBI's taxonomy places the organism in Eukaryota, Metazoa, Chordata, Mammalia, Carnivora, Hyaenidae. The record is from RefSeq and is a predicted model, not a curated record. Gene Ontology annotation, biological process: G protein-coupled receptor signaling pathway; positive regulation of flagellated sperm motility.
AUGGCGACCUGUGCUUCCGUGACUGAUGCCAACGUCUGGCCCGGCCUCGAGAACACCACCACGGGCAUCACGGCCUUCUCCAUGCCCGGCUGGCAGCUGGCGCUGUGGGCCACAGCCUACCUGACCCUGGUGUUGGUGGCCGUGACGGGCAAUGCCACUGUCAUCUGGAUCAUCCUGGCCCACCAGAGGAUGCGCACAAUCACCAAUUAUUUCAUUGUCAACCUGGCCCUGGCCGACCUCUGCAUGGCCGCCUUCAAUGCCGCCUUCAAUUUCGUCUACGCCAGCCACAACAUCUGGUACUUCGGCCGUGCCUUCUGCCACUUCCAGAACCUCUUCCCCAUCACGGCCAUGUUCGUCAGCAUCUACUCCAUGACCGCCAUCGCCGCUGACAGGUACAUGGCCAUCGUCCACCCCUUCCAGCCACGGCUCUCAGCCCUCGGCACCAGAGCGGUUAUUGCCGGCAUCUGGCUGCUGGCCCUGGCCCUGGCCUUCCCCCAGUGCUUCUACUCCACCGUCACCAUGGACCAGGGCGCCACCAAGUGUGCAGUGGUCUGGCCCGAAGACAACGGCGGCAAGAUGCUCCUUUUGUACCACCUCGUGGUGAUCGCCCUCAUCUACGUGCUGCCUCUCGUGGUGAUGCUCUUCGCCUACAGCGUCAUCGGCCUCACGCUCUGGAGACGCGAGGUCCCCCGGCACCAGGCGCACGGCGCCAGCCUGCGCCACCUGCAGGCCAAGAAGAAGUUCGUGAAGACCAUGGUGCUCGUGGUGGUGACCUUUGCCAUCUGCUGGCUGCCCUACCACUUCUACUUCAUCCUGGGUAACUUCCAGGAGGAUAUCUACUACCACAAGUUCAUCCAGCAGGUCUACCUGGCACUCUUCUGGCUGGCCAUGAGCUCCACCAUGUACAAUCCCAUCAUCUAUUGCUGCCUCAACCACAGGUUUCGCUCUGGAUUCCGGCUCGCUUUCCGUUGCUGCCCAUGGGCCACGCCAACUGAGGAGGAUAAGAUAGAGCUGACUCACACUCCAUCCCCCUCCGUGAAGGUCAACAGGUGUCACACAAAAGAGACUUUUUUCCUGGCUGGAGACACAGUCCCCUCUGAGGCUACCAAUGGGCAGGCAGGGCACCCCCAAGACAGGCUGCCUCCUGAACCCUGAAGCCUUGUGCCUGGCUGCUGGGUGAGGCUUCGCACCCUUGCAGAAGUAGCCAGUUGGGAGGCCCAGACCUGAAAGUUUGACCCACGCCCCAGCCAUCAGUACAUCAGUGGAAAAACAAGACGGUGUGAGGAGCUCUGCAGUGGCUGUUAACUCUGAGGGCCCAGUCGCCCUUGACCAUGCUUCACAGCAGCCAGUAAGUCAAAGACGACACUGUGAGCCACCACGUACCUGAUCCAGGUGUGGCAAGCUCAGAAGACUUCCUGGAGCAUACAACGUAACAAGUGAACUGGAUCCAGUAUAAAAGAAACACGGCGAAUGUGAUAAAAGGCAACGGACUUCCAGUGGUGGGGUCAUGGGGAGUGCUGGAUACCGUGGCAAACUGGAGGGCAAAGGGGACAGUAGCUGAUCGGCUCCGGACAAAUGUCUCCAUGGGGGCCCACUGUUGCCAGAUCUUCUAAAUCUUUCAAGACACACCAGAAAUCCAAAUUUGUGAGACUUCCAGACUUGCACGAUUUGGCUCACAGUUUUAUAAAUAUUGGUCAAACCAAACCAAACACCCAGGGGCAGCACCCACUGGUUUAUUAUCAGGCUACAGACACGGGGAGGAAGCAUCUGCUUUUGCAAAGCCUGUGAGGGAACCUGACCGGGGCUUCUCUGCUUCAGCAUGAGCUCAGGUCCAGCUCCGUGGACAUGGUGGUUCAGAGUCAAAGGAGCCUCAGCCGUGUUGCCUCCGACACGUCACUAUAAACUAGCAUGCCAGACACGGGAAGUGGGGCGCAAAGAGCCACCACGAUCUUUAUCAACACCAAGCCAGCCGUUUCACACGAAGGCCCCCAGGAAGUGAGCACCAGCCGGCACCCUCACCGCAGCAGCAAGAAGGUGAUGGGCAGAGAACGCCGGCCAUCUCGACUCCCGGAGAGCUCCCAGCCCGGCCACCCUUCCCCACC